AUGCAGCUUUCAGAAGACCAGGCAGCGGAAGUCAAGGCGUGGGUGGUAAAAAAGCUGGAGGACAUUUCGGAUGCAGAUUCAGAUGUGCUUGCGGACUACGUUUUAGCUCUCGUUCGGUCUGAUGCACCGGAUGAGGAAAUACGGAACGCCUCUGUUGAGAGUCUCAAGGACUUUUUGAGCGAGCAUACUACCGAAUUUGUCGAAGAGCUUUUUUCUACGUUUGCGCCUAAGCAGACCGCUGCGGCAAAGACCCAGAUACAAGAUGCCCAAGGUGCAGGAUCAGCCCCUCAACCAUCUGCACGACCGUACCCGCCGACGGGACCUUCGAACGGCGCAUACAACCCUCAGAUACCCGAUGACACUUCAAAUAUGAGUCGCAAACGCACCUACGAUGAUGGCUUCAAUGAAGACCAGGCGCGUGAGGGCGUUCCGCAUCACCGUAACUUCAAGAACCCCCGCCGUGGGCGUGGUGGCCGAGGCGACUGGAUGGGCCGAGACAGCCACUCUGGACACGGGCAGUUCCCUCAUCCCUCUGCUGGUGGAUUCCCGGCCAUGCCUCCGGGUUUCCCUGGCUUCGACCAAAAUGACCCAAUGGCAGCGAUGAUGGCCAUGCAAGGCAUGGGAUUCCCGCAGAUGCCAGGUAUGCCGCCCAUGCCUAUGCCGCCAGGAGGUGGGGGCCCUGGCCAGCAGCCAAACCAAAUGGGAUCCAAGAGCACGGAAAGAUGCCCUUUUUACGAGACACAGGGGAUCUGCUAUUUGGGUGCUGCUUGUCCGUACCAGCAUGACACAGUGCCAGGUGCCUCGAAGGAUGAUGAAUACGACCCUAAAUCAUCCAAUAUUGUUUCUGACCCUAAACGCCGGCCCGAUGCUCCAAUGCGGAGUGGCGAUCGAGGCCGCGGCCGUGGUCGUGGUCGUGGCGGCGACAGGGGCGGCUUUUCUAACCGCGGUCGUCGAUCCGAGUUUUCCGCUGCUGGGCCCAAUGAAGACCCAUCCGUGAAAACAAUUGUUGUGGAGCAGAUUCCCGACGACAAGCUUGAUGAAUUCACAGUUAGGGAAUUCUUCUCUCAAUACGGAGAGAUAACAGACAUCUCACUCCAGCCGCACCGGAAACUUGCCCUAAUCACAUACGUUGACCACGCUACGGCGAAGGCAGCAUGGUCUAGCCCGAAGGUGAUAUUCGAUAACCGAUUUGUCAAAGUGUACUGGCAUAAGCCAAAAGGAGAUAGGGACCACGAUCAGCGUCCUGGCGCAAAUGGCAACCGUGAGGAGUCCGAACCUUUUGAUGCAGAGGAAUUCCAAAAGCAGCAGGAAGAAGCACAGAAGUCCUACGAAGAGAAACACAAACAGCGCCAAGAAACAGAAAAGGCGAAGCAAGACCUAGAAAAACAACGAGAAGAGCUGCUCAAGAAGCAGGAAGAGGAAAAGCAACGGCUCCUGCAGAGAAUCGGUGGAGGCACCACAUCCGGCAGUGCCACUCCGGAUGGAGGAGCAACCCAAUCCCCGUCUGACGAAAACGCCAGCGAGCAAACUAAGCAACUACGAGCCCAGCUUGCAGCCCUCGAAGCUGAGGCCAAGAGCCUAGGCUUAGAACCCAACAACUCCCCUGACACCAGCUCGUCUUUCCGCGGCCGUGGGAGAGGCUUUGGCGGUAGGGGCGGUUUUGCACCACGUGGUCGCGGCUACGACCCGAGCUUUCGCGGCUCCUAUCGUGGCCGGGCCGGGUUCCCUGCACGCGGCCGGGGUGGCGUCCUGCGCCUCGAUAAUCGUCCGAAGCGCGUUGCAGUGUCGGGCAUAAAGUCAAACUCCGAACAGGACGAGGCGUUCCGGCAGUUCCUGAUUGGUGUCGGCGAAUAUGAAUCCAUCACCCCAAACCCCAACGAAGACGACUCCCUCAUCAUCGCAUUCAAGGAACGCUAUAUCGCCGAGAAAUUCAUGUUUGGACCUCGGAAUAUCCCCUCUGUUGGCGAAAUCCAGCUCACCUGGGUUCCAAACCCGCCUAUCUCCGUUCCAUCGGCGUCUCCAAGUCAACCACCCCACCAAUCAACAUCUGCAGCAUCGUCUGGUCUGGAUGCUAAGGCCGGCUUUGACGAAGACACGAUUAUGGAUUCUGCACCCGCUGAUACAGCCGGUGGUCUUCGCGGAAAGGAGGGGAAUGGGGGUAUGAAUGCUGACGUUGAUUAUGAUGUCGCGGAGGUCGAUGAUAGCUGGGGUGUGGAGUGA
This is a messenger RNA of Aspergillus puulaauensis, 2220 nucleotides long. RefSeq names its product CCCH zinc finger and RRM domain protein. Gene Ontology annotation, biological process: mRNA processing. The record is from RefSeq and is a predicted model, not a curated record. The transcript has 5 exons. Lineage: Eukaryota; Fungi; Ascomycota; Eurotiomycetes; Eurotiales; Aspergillaceae. The coding region runs from base 1 to 2220 and encodes 739 amino acids. Gene Ontology annotation, molecular function: metal ion binding; RNA binding. Gene Ontology annotation, cellular component: nucleus.